Messenger RNA from Phymastichus coffea, 3700 nucleotides. RefSeq names its product zinc finger CCCH domain-containing protein 14 (gene Nab2). The record is from RefSeq and is a predicted model, not a curated record. The transcript is spliced from 7 exons. Gene Ontology annotation, cellular component: cytoplasm; nucleus. Bases 182 to 2806 code for a protein of 874 amino acids. Lineage: Eukaryota; Metazoa; Arthropoda; Insecta; Hymenoptera; Eulophidae. Gene Ontology annotation, biological process: regulation of mRNA stability. Gene Ontology annotation, molecular function: poly(A) binding; metal ion binding.
AGUGGAUACAAACCAUUAUAAACAUGGCGAAGCAGCCGAAAGAAGAACGAUAACUUCUUGUUUUGAGAAAUUUCCAAAAGAUUUUUAAACAAUGUGUUGGUGUGAAAGCUUCCAACGAAACAAUAAAGAUUAAAAUAAAAUUCAUUUUUUUUUAUAAUUUGAAGAAUACCAAGCUAUCACAAUGGAUAUCCGUGGUGUGGAAAUCACAAAUCAAUUGAGGAGUGCUAUCAGGGCAAAAUUACUUGAACUUGGAGUGCGUUAUGAUGAAGAACUACCUGAUUAUAUUUUAGUUAUGGUUGUGAACAAAAAAUCUAGACAGCAAAUGAAUGAAGAUUUGAAUUUAUUUUUAGAAGAUAGUACAGAACCCUUUGUUGACUGGUUGCAUGAUCAAGUACUAAAAAAACUACAAAAAGUUACAGUUGCCAAGAAAAAAAUUAAUAAAGAAAUUCCAUCUGUAAAUAUUAAAAAAGAAGAAGAAAAUAAAGUGAAGUUAGAAAAUGACAAAAGCGAUGUUGCAAAUAAGACAGGACUCAUAGCAAAGCAAGAUAGAGAUAGAGAAUUUGAGGAACUUGUUGGAGACUUGGCAUUUUUAAAUGAAGAAGAUCAUUCAAUAGAAUCAGAUAUAAAUAAAGAUAAAUCAAAUAAGAAAUCAAGUUCUAUACAUUCAAAUGAUUCAGAGAAUAGUAAAACUCAUUCUCAGAAACCAGAAUUAGUAGCCUCUGAUGAAAUUCCAGUAAAAUCUUUUAACAUGGAAAACUCAUCGACACCACCCAGAGAAGUGGAAAAAAGUAACAUUUCACUUGAAAAAACAAAUGAUUAUUUGCCGAAUAAAAGAACAUUAGAUGUUUUAGGAAAAGAUUCUCAUGACGAAAAUUUGCAAAGUUCUAAGCGUAAAAGAUGUUCUAACCACUUUGACACUGAAGAUGACAGAGGUAAAUCCAGUGUAAACAAACCAAAAAUAACUUCAAUUGUAUCACUUAAAUCAAGACUUGGCGUCACUUCUCCAUCAAAAAAACAAGAUUUGCACAGCAAAAAUGGCACAGGAUCUAGAAAUUCACCAAACAGACAUACAGAAAGUAAAAGAAAUGAAAAUAACAAUAUGAAUUAUUCUUCUAAUCGCAGUAGGAGUUCAGAUAGAAGAAAACCAAAUGAAGAUUCAAGAAAUGAAAGGCAUAGAAGUGAUAAUUGGAGAAAAGAUAAAUCUAGUAGAUCAACAAGUUUGCAAGAUAAUGGAAGAUUCAGUGAUAAAUCAUCAACAAUAAAGUCUCGUCUUGGUAAUAGUAACAGUCAUAAACAGAGCAGAUUAUCUUUAAAAUCUUCUAAUUCUUCUAAAAUAAGUAAACCUAAAAUAAGUAGUAUACGGAGUCGAUUAGGAGUAAGAAAUAAAUCUCUUGAAAGAGAAAGUUUAGAUUUAGUCUCAGAUUCAAUAAGAGCGACACAUAAUAAUCAAAAUUAUCAAGAGGUAGAUGAUGAUGCUGAAUCUACAGUUAAUACUUCUCUUAAAUCUCAAAUAAUAGCUGUACCAAAGCCUAAAUCACAAGAUUCCACACAAAGAUAUUUAUCAAAAAUGCCAAUCUCAAGUAAGAAGGAAGAAAGUGAAAGUAAAAACGAAGAAAAUGAUGAUGAUAGUGAUCAAUGUAAGGUUCCCAGUAAAGUGAUUGUUACGCCUAGGCCUUUGCAGCCAUUGCAAGCACUUCAAAAACGUGCUACAAAAUCCUUGCUUUUAAAAGCAGUUGCAGAAGCCAAUAAGUCAGUAGUCAUGCAAAAAAAAGUUGAUCCGUGUUUAAAAGAACAGAAGCCAACAAGUAAAAUUACAGUAAAGCGUGAUCUUCGAGAAGGCAAAAUACUUUCUGUACAUUUGAAUUCAAAAAAAAGAAUGGUCAUGGAAAAAAUUCAAGUAGAGCUUGAUAACAAACAUUUGAAAAAUUCUGGAAAAUCUUCUUCAUCCAAAACAGUUACUGAUGAAGAUUUCAAUGUAGUUAAAUCAUUAUUCAAUAGAAGUAAUGACAGGCAAAGGUUUUUAGUUACCUUAAAUGGAUACAAUAAUAAUAUUUUUGAAAACCAAAAUUCUGAUGAUGAAAAGCAAAUUGACGAACAGAUGAACGAAGACGAUGAAUUACCCACAAUGAGUGAACCAUAUGAACCAUACAAUGAAGGUGAACAUAUAAUAAAUGAUGAAUCUUUUGAACAAAAUGAAGAACAAUAUUAUAAUUAUUAUGAAAAUGAGGAAAAUCCGGAAAAUCAAUUCAUUAAUAAAAGAAUUACAAUUCAAGAAAAUGAUUCGUAUCAAAAUUUUAAGCCUGAAGAAAAUUCUCAGAAAAAAAGGAAACUCAGUCCUAUUGUAUAUAACAGAUCUCGCUCAAACAGUCCUAAUGAUAAAUCACUUAUGUCAUCUUUACUUGAAUCAGUUUUACAUACUGAUAAACGGCCAAUGAUAAGUUCUGUUAUUACGACUCUACCAGAUAAAUCUGGUGAAAAAUGUCGAUACUGGCCAAAUUGUACGUUAGGCAUCAAAUGUGCCUAUUAUCACCCGGAAGUUUCAUGCAGUUCCUUUCCUGCUUGUAAAUUUGGAGAUAAGUGUGCUUACAAACAUCCAAAGUGCAAAUUCGGAUCAGCCUGUACAAAACUAAACUGUAUAUUUUCACAUCCUCCAAUACAAUGCAAAUAUCAUCCGUACUGUAUGAAACCAGGAUGUCCAUUUUCUCAUCCGAAAAUGUCGACUUCAAGCAUAUCUAGCAUUUUGAGCCCAUUAACUCCGGAUUUGUCUUCUGUGAGAGCUAAAUUUACGUGGAAAAAGAAAGACUAAUAACUUGAGUAUUAGGAAUGGGUCAUAAAUAAAUAUAUUCAAUUUUUUGUUUUUUUUACUUAUAGUAAUGCUGUAAAUUAUACUACAAAAUAUACAUUAAAAUUUAUCCUGAUCCAAUAUUUACUUAAAAAGCUUUUAUUCUGAUUACUACAGUUUAAUGUUACGUGUUAUCGGUAGUAAAUACACUUAAGCUUCUUUCACUGCUAACGUUACAUAUAUUAAAAAAUAAAACUUUUAAGUGAAUAAAAUGCUCGUGGUGAAUUUUUCCAUUUUAAGUUUUUAAAAACAUCGACUUUUGGUUAGAGAUUUUUUUAUUCUGUAAUAGCAUAUUUUAUCUGAAAGAACUGUAAAAGUAGUUACUGAAACGAAUGAAUAUAGACACUUGAGUAUCUAUAUUCGUUAUUAAAAAUAAUAAUAAAAAUUAUAAUUAAAUUUAGCGAUAGACAAAUAAUUAAAUGUAAUAAAAUCUACAUUUACAUGGUUUUAAAUUGUAUAUUUAGAAUAAACAAGAUAACGAUUUUGAUCUAAUUUAUUUUAGAUCGUGUAAAAAAUAUUUAUAAUAAAAUACAUAAUCAAUUAAUUUUGCAUUUCAUUAUUAAUCAAAUUUUGUUCUUUUUCUCAUAAUUUGUUGUAAAAUGUAUAUAUAUUCGUUUGAUUCGCGAGUAAAAAAAACACUAAAUAUGCAGCUGUUAUAAUAAUAGAAUUUUUUGAUCAUUAUGUUUAUGAUUAUCCAAGAAAAAUUAUCUAUACGAUAAAGGUAUUUUAUUUUACAAUUUAAAAAAUUUUUUCACUUGACGUAAAAUUCAAUUCAGGCCCUCGUCACAUAUGCGCGUACGAGGGCGUACAAACGCGUACAAAUCGCUAAAAAUUUUGGUAGUGCCAACAACAGAAAAU